AGCACGGACACGUGCACGCGGGGGCGGCAGUGUGAACAGCGCUGGAUGGAUAACGGCGUGGGAAAUGGGACGUCCCCUCAGCUGGCCCAGGAGGAGAAUUACGAGGCUCUGGAAAACAUGCCACUGGAGCAACGUGUCGACCCCAACAAGGCUCCAGCUCAGAGCAUGUCGCCCACAAAGUCCCAGCAGAACGGCAGCCCCUCCAAGUGUCCCCGCUUCAUGAAGGUGAGGAACUGGGAGACGGGGACGGUCUACAACGACGUGCUGCACCAGGGCGUGACAAAGAAGUCGGUGUGCAGUGAGAGCGUCUGCACCGGGUCUGUGAUGAUGCCAAACCACUACGUCCGUAAAGCCGACGAGGUCCGGACCAAAGGAGAGCUGCUGUCAUUGGCCAGAGACUUUAUUGACCAGUACUACACGUCCAUCAAAAGGUUUGGCUCCAAGGCUCACAUGGACCGACUGGAGGAAGUGACUAAGGAAAUCGAAUCAUCGGGAACGUAUCAGCUCAAAGACACUGAGCUCAUCUACGGAGCCAAGACCGCCUGGAGGAACGCGUCUCGCUGCGUCGGGAGGAUCCAGUGGUCCAAGCUGCAGGUUUUUGACGCCCGAGACUGCACCACGUCUCACGGAAUGUACAACUACAUUUGCAACCACAUAAAGUACGCCACCAACAAAGGCAACUUGAGGUCGGCCAUCACCAUUUUCCCUCAAAGAACAGACGGUAAACAUGACUUUCGUGUGUGGAACUCUCAGCUCAUCAGAUAUGCAGGAUACAAGCAGCCGGACGGCUCGAUCCUGGGAGACCCGGCAAACGUAGAAUUCACUGAGAUUUGUUUGCAGCUCGGAUGGAAACCUCCAAAGUCUCGAUUUGACGUUUUGCCCCUGCUGCUCCAAGCCAACGGAAAUGACCCCGAGCUGUUUGAACUCCCAGAAGAUCUCGUCCUGGAGGUCCCCAUUACACAUCCCAAAUUCGAGUGGUUCAAAGACCUCGACCUGAAGUGGUACGGUCUUCCUGCGGUGGCCAACAUGCUGCUGGAGGUGGGGGGGCUGGAGUUCCCCGGUUGUCCCUUCAGUGGCUGGUACAUGGGCACGGAGAUCGGAGUGAGGGAUUUUUGCGACGCUUCACGCUACAACAUUCUAGAGGAAGUCGCAAACCUGAUGAAUCUGGACACGAGGAAGACGUCCUCUCUGUGGAAAGACCAGGCUUUAGUGGAGAUCAACAUUGCAGUUCUCCACAGCUUCCAGACUUGUAAAGUGACCAUCGUGGACCACCACUCUGCCACGGAGUCCUUCAUGAAACACAUGGAGAAUGAGUACCGCGUUCGAGGUGGUUGUCCUGGAGACUGGGUUUGGAUUGUGCCUCCGAUGUCGGGAAGCAUCACACCAGUGUUUCACCAGGAGAUGCUCAAUUACCGCCUCACUCCUUCUUUUGAGUACCAGCCUGAUCCGUGGAACACUCAUGUGUGGAAAGGGGUCAAUGGGACGCCCACAAAGAAAAGGGCCAUCGGGUUCAAGAAGCUCGCCAAGGCUGUGAAGUUUUCUGCCAAACUGAUGGGUCAGGCCAUGGCCAAGAGGGUGAAGGCCACCAUCCUGUUCGCCACAGAGACGGGCAAAUCUCAAGACUACGCCAAAACUCUAUGUGAAAUCUUCAAACAUGCUUUUGACGCAAAGGUUAUGUCCAUGGAUGAGUACGAUGUGGUGGACUUGGAGCAUGAAACGCUGGUGUUGGUGGUGACCAGCACUUUUGGGAACGGGGAUCCUCCUGAGAACGGGGAGAAAUUUGGAGCUGCCUUAAUGGAGAUGCGUCAUCCGACUUCCAACACUGAAGACAGAAAGAGUUACAAGGUGCGUUUCAACAGUGUGUCCUCCUACUCUGACACUCGCAAAUCCUCCAGCGACGAGCCAGAAACGAGGAUCAACUUUGAGAGCACAGGGCCGCUCGCUAACGUCAGGUUUUCAGUGUUCGGCCUGGGCUCCAGGGCGUACCCACACUUCUGCGCCUUCGCCCACGCCGUGGACACGCUGUUUGAGGAGCUCGGAGGAGAACGGAUCCUGCGAAUGGGAGAAGGAGAUGAACUGUGUGGUCAGGAGGAAUCAUUCAGAACUUGGGCCAAAAAGGUUUUCAAGGCUGCGUGUGACGUGUUCUGUGUCGGUGAUGAUGUAAACAUUGAAAAGGCGAAUGAUUCUCUGAUCAGCAACGACCGCAGUUGGAAGAAGAGCAAAUUCCGCAUGACUUACACGGCUGAGGCUCCGGCCCUGACAGAAGCGUUGUACAGUAUUCAUAAGAAAAAGGUGUACGGAGCCAAAAUGCUGGAGUCUCAGAAUUUGCAAAGCCAAAAAUCAAAUCGCUCCACCAUAUUUGUUCGACUCAACACAAACAACCAUGACAGCCUGAGCUACCAUCCCGGCGACCAUCUGGGCAUCUUCCCUGGCAACCACGAGGACCUGGUUACAGCGCUCAUAGAUAAACUGGAGGACGCACCACCUGUCAAUCAAAUCAUCAAAGUGGAGUUUCUGGAGGAGAGAAACACUGCCCUUGGUGUUAUCAGCAACUGGACAAAUGAGACCAGAAUUCCACCCUGCACCAUCUACCAGGCUUUCCAGUACUUCCUGGACAUCACCACACCCCCGAGCCCAGUCCUGCUGCAGCAGUUUGCAGCUCUGGCAACCAACGAAGACCAGAAAAGGAGACUGGAGGUCCUCAGCAAGGGCCUGCAGGAGUACGAGGAGUGGAAGUGGUACAAUAACUCUACUCUGGUGGAGGUGCUGGAGGAGUUCCCUUCGAUUCAGAUGCCCUCCACGCUGCUCCUUACCCAGCUGCCCCUGCUGCAGCCCCGAUACUACUCCAUCAGCUCCUCGCCCGAUCUGCACCCGGGGGAGAUCCACCUGACCGUGGCCGUGGUCUCCUACCGAGCCAAAGAUGGAAAAGGACCUAUCCACCAUGGAGUGUGCUCCUCGUGGCUUAACAGGAUACAGAAGGGGGAGAUGGUGCCCUGCUUUGUCAGAGGCGCUCCGUCGUUCCAUCUUCCUAAAGACAACCACACGCCCUGUCUUCUGGUCGGUCCUGGGACUGGCAUCGCCCCCUUCAGAAGCUUUUGGCAGCAGAGACUCUAUGACCUUGAACACAAAGGGAUUGAGUCGUGCCCCAUGAUCCUUGUUUUUGGAUGUCGCCAGUCUGAGAUCGAUCACAUUUACAAAGAGGAGACCGUCCAGGCUAAAAACAAGAACAUCUUCAAGGAGCUCUACGCUGCGUAUUCAAGAGAACCUGGCAAACCAAAGAAAUAUGUCCAGAAUGUACUGCGCGAGCAGCUGUCGGAGACGGUGUACCAGUGCCUGAAGCUGGAGCGAGGACACAUCUAUGUGUGCGGAGACGUGACGAUGGCUGGAGACGUUCUCAAGACUGUUCAGCAAAUCAUCAAACAGCACGGUCACAUGACCCUGGAGGAGGCGGGACUGUUCAUCAGCAAACUCCGGGAUGAAAAUCGCUACCAUGAGGACAUUUUCGGCGUGACCCUGCGCACCUAUGAGGUCACAAACCGCCUGCGCUCAGAGUCCAUCGCCUACAUCGAGGAGAACAAAAAGGACUCUGACGAGGUUUUCUGCUCGUAGGUCUGCGUCUCGCCAACCAGUUUGGAUGGUUCCACGUCACUGAAAGAUACUGUGCCAACUUUUGUACUGUAAAAAUGGGUUGCUCCUUUUUGAUACUACUUCAUUUCUGUUGGGCUCUGCAAUUUGUCUGUAGCAAACAGGAAGUGUUCUGAGACUCUGUUCCGCUUGUCCAAAUAUUAUAAUUGAAAUGGGUUUUAAAAUGUGCAAUUAGUGAAAUGACCUGCCUCAUUGUGAAUGCAUGACAAGAAUAUACUCAAGAAAAUAUACUAUGUGUUAUUGUUACAGUUCCAGGCUUUUUUUGAGUUUCUAUUUGCAAAGACUUUUACGGCAUUGAUUGAAACUCCUUCAGAAACUUUGAAAUGAACACAAGAGCGAGGCUGGAUGUUAGUCGAUCUUUUUAAACAUGUAUUGUCUCGAAAUUGAAGAAGAAUCAACAGGCCAGACAUUGACGCCAGGAAAAAGCCGAUCCAAUGUCUCUCCCUAAAUUAUAAAAAACUGUUCUGUCAAAGCCCCAAACAAGCAAUCCCGCUGUUCAGUGGUCAUCCAUCAGAGUGCAUCAGCGCAGUGGCAGUUGUUUAGUGCCCUGUCUAUCCCAUCAUCACUACGCUCCAGCUGGUGCUUGUGUUCACAACAGCUGCCGUAAAAUGGACGCCUUAAAUCUCGGCCUCAAACUAUUAUCUUUAUCAAUGCUGUUUGUGUGCGACCCAAAAGCCUGCGACUGACAUGUGUUCAAUGUAACUGUACUCAAGUGAUGCAAAAAUCACCCUGGUGGAAAGAUAUUGUUCAAGUCUAUAAAUAUUUAAUUGUGAUUUAAUAAUAAAGCAUAUUUGUAAGUAAAAAUGUAAGAUUAUUUUGGCUGUCAACCAAACUGGGAGCAUCAUAAACGCGUGUGCCUCUUGCCUUACAUCAACUCUGCCUCUGCCUACGCAUCCCUCCUCUAGGUGUCUGCAUGAAUCUAUGGCGGCUCGCGCUCCGAUCUCACUGUGAUCUGUUGUGUAGCAUGGGCGCGCCGGACCCGUCGCCUGACCAGCGUGUUCUGUGGGCGUGGCUGUGUGCAUGUGCCCUCAGGUGUACUCUGCUCGCCCCCUCCUCGCUCUGAACGUCGGCUCUGACUCAUGUUCUUUUAUUGUACAGAUGGUGUUGUGGUCUGUAGGAAACUGCCCACGUGGCUUUGGCUUUCUUAGCUUGACUUUGGCUCCCGUCGUUCAAGUUUUUCAUUGAGAAAGGAGAGUUAGACUGGCGCUGUGGUCAUCCUCCGCUUUGGAAUGAGUCAGUGAUUUAAAUAUGCAUGCGAGAGCCCCACUGCUGCUUCAUCCGUUCUGCAGAAACCUGUGGCUUCCAUGUUUGUCCUUUUCUUUAUUAAAAAUAUUUAAUAUGGCAUGACUAUUUAAAACAUGUACUUUUGGAGCUUUCGUAACGGCUGACGUUUUCUCACCAAUGUUGUCCUUGUUGCCCUUGUUAUGAAUGAAUGCCCCUUUGUAGAAAAUUGAAAUGAUUUUGUUGAAUUGUAUUGAGCUGUCAAAUGUCUGUGAUGUAAAAUGUGCAAAAGGAAAAGGAUAUAGCUUCUAUAUAAAUAUAUACAUAACUUGUAUUCAGAGUAUAAAGUAUAAAUCUCUUUUCUAAGAAUGUAUUUUGAAUAAGUAAAAAGCAUUGCUUGUUUUCAAAAUGACAAAGUUUCUUGUCAUAGUGUGGGUUAAAAGAGCAGCAUUACAUCAAUGCAUGACGAUGUUUCCAGUUGUAGUUUAAAAAAGCUGCAGCAGCAGUGACACUGUGUGGGCCCCGGGGCCCCUCCACACCUAUGGACUGACGUUUCUGUGUUUGCAUAUUGCUGCUAAUAUAACUCCAGUCAGCCAAUGCUACUAUGACCUUUGCUGUGUGAAUGAAUCUAUCACAUUUUAAUGCAUCAACUGCAAGGACUUUGCAUUUACUUACAAAUAAAUAUUUACAGAAUA
Periophthalmus magnuspinnatus is the source of this 5561-nucleotide messenger RNA. It is a transcript of the gene nos1, whose product is annotated as nitric oxide synthase 1 (neuronal). The transcript has 28 exons. Bases 46 to 3609 code for a protein of 1187 amino acids. Lineage: Eukaryota; Metazoa; Chordata; Actinopteri; Gobiiformes; Gobiidae. The record is from RefSeq and is a predicted model, not a curated record. Gene Ontology annotation, molecular function: heme binding; FMN binding; NADP binding. Gene Ontology annotation, biological process: nitric oxide biosynthetic process.